This is a messenger RNA of Wasmannia auropunctata (little fire ant), 2702 nucleotides long. It is a transcript of the gene ras, whose product is annotated as inosine-5'-monophosphate dehydrogenase 1b. Gene Ontology annotation, cellular component: cytoplasm. Gene Ontology annotation, molecular function: IMP dehydrogenase activity. The coding region runs from base 763 to 2334 and encodes 523 amino acids. The record is from RefSeq and is a predicted model, not a curated record. Gene Ontology annotation, biological process: GTP biosynthetic process. Lineage: Eukaryota; Metazoa; Arthropoda; Insecta; Hymenoptera; Formicidae. The transcript is spliced from 2 exons.
UUUUUCUUGCAAUGGCACCACGUUGCGUAUACCGUCAAAACAAUAGGCGCGAAAAUUCGAGCUACAUAUUUGCGGCGAUAAUCCCUGACAUUCGCGUUUUAAAAGUAUAAAAAUUACUAGCUGAUAUACUAUUGUUGCUAAUUUUCUUACACAUAUUAUCGCCUUUGAAUAUUAUAUCGACGAUGACGACGAUCGACGACACGAGCGAUCAAAGAGUGGGACAACGAAUGCAAUCUCAUACGCACCCGAAAUUCCGCUUUCGUAACUCCGACGAUAAUAUAGCCUGGUGCAGUGCAAAUCAGUGAGCGCCCUGGCGUUGCUGCGUGGAGUUGACGCUAGAAAGCGAGUAAACAGCAACUGCGCGUUGAAAUACAUACGUGGAUUAUUGGUCGUUUCACCGAGCAACCUCCUCUCAAUCUCUCAACAGUAGUCUCAACUCGGCUUCUCUAUUUCUCUGCUGAAGAGGAGAGAGGACUGAAAGACGAGACGCCCUGCAGACGCUCUUCAAGAUCGUUCCAAUCCAAGCAGUUCCGAGCAUUCCGAUCGCGGCGGCGAGCGCGCACGUGCACUCGUGCAUACGUCAGCACACCACAGCACACGUGCUCCGCGGUUCUUCUUUCUCGAGAGAGAAACUUUCUCUCGUUUCUUCGACCGAUUGACGACGCAUUGACGUGACUGAAAAUCGAAAAGUGAGGACGGUAGAUUGUGUGGCCGCGAUAUUUCAGAUCGACGAGAGUCUACGAGAGCGCGCGACGGGAAAUUAUGGCAGAUUACGUGUUGGGCGAUAUUAAGCCAGCGGAUGUGCCACUGCCGGACGAUGGAUUGUCGGCCGCGCAGCUAUUUGCCGCAGGUGACGGCCUUACUUACAACGAUUUUAUCAUAUUUCCGGGCUACAUCGACUUUACCGCGGACGAAGUCGAUCUGCUCUCACCGUUAACCAGAAAAAUCAUGCUAAAGGCACCCCUCGUGUCCUCGCCCAUGGACACCGUUACCGAGUCUGACAUGGCUAUAGCUAUGGCCCUGUCUGGCGGGAUCGGCAUCAUACAUCACAACUGUACCGUUGAAUAUCAAGCUAACGAAGUGCACAAGGUGAAAAAGUACAAGCAUGGUUUCAUUAGGGAUCCAGUUGUGUUGGCGCCGCAUCAUACCGUCAACGACGUUUUAAGUGUCAAGGCUGAGCAUGGUUUUAGCGGAGUACCUGUCACUGACACGGGUAAAGUUGGCGGUAAACUGCUAGGCAUUGUCACCUCUAGGGACAUCGACUUCCUCGAACGUUUGCCCAAUUAUAAACGCAAAUCGCUUAGCUCCAUAAUGACGACUUUGGAGGAUCUAAUUACCGCGCCAGCUGGUGUAACGUUGCAAGAGGCAAAUGUUAUUUUAGAAAAGUCGAAGAAGGGGAAGCUUCCCAUUGUGAACGAACGAGGCGAGCUCGUGUCGCUGAUGGCGAGGACUGACUUGAAGAAGAACCGCAGCUAUCCGAACGCCAGCAAGGACGAGAAUAAACAGCUGCUGGUAGGAGCCGCGAUAGGAACGCGAGAGACGGACAAACACCGACUGGAAUUGCUCGUGGCGGCUGGCGUGGACGUAGUGGUAUUGGAUUCAUCGCAGGGCAAUUCGAUGUAUCAGAUCGACAUGAUCAAGUAUAUCAAGUCGCAGCAUCCGAAUUUGCAAGUGAUUGCCGGCAAUGUCGUGACCACGAUGCAAGCCAAGAAUCUUAUAGAGGCGGGAGCUGAUGCGUUACGCGUUGGAAUGGGCUCUGGAUCUAUUUGCAUAACGCAAGAGGUAAUGGCUGUAGGGCGACCGCAAGCGACAGCCGUCUACAAGGUGUCCGAGUACGCCAGAAAAUUUGGAAUACCCGUCAUAGCGGACGGUGGGAUCCAGUCUAUCGGCCAUAUUAUCAAAGGUCUCAGUUUAGGCGCUAGUACAGUUAUGAUGGGUUCUCUCUUGGCUGGAACAUCUGAAGCCCCAGGCGAGUAUUUCUUCAGCGACGGAGUUCGUCUUAAAAAGUACCGAGGGAUGGGCUCGUUGGAAGCCAUGGACAGAAAGGACGCCAAAGGUUCGGCGAUGGAUAGAUAUUUUCAUAACGAAAUGGACAAACUAAAAGUAGCGCAGGGUGUCAGUGGCUCUAUAGUGGAUAAAGGUUCGGUGCUUAAAUUUCUACCCUAUUUGACUUGCGGUAUUAAGCACGGUUGUCAAGAUAUCGGAGCAAGGUCACUUACCAUCUUACGAUCUAUGAUGUAUAGCGGGGAAUUGAAAUUUGAAAGAAGAACGCAUUCGGCUCAGCAGGAGGGCAAUGUACAUAGCUUAUUCUCCUAUGAGAAAAGGCUCUAUUAAUUGUGAAAAAUAAUAACUCGUAAAGCACGCGUAAUGCGGAAAAGUACCUGCAUUUUAUCGAAUAGCAGUUAUUUUACAAAAUUAGUUAGAUCUGCGAGAAAUCGUAAAUCUCUCUUUUAUUUGUUGCAAAUGUGCAAAGUAUACCAUUAAUCGGAUUAAUUCGAGAAUACCUCAGGCUCGUUUACCUCAGAACUGCUCUUCAGACGAAUAGGAAAACAACAUCAAGUCAUUUAUUAUACCAUACUUAUGUCUCACAAACUUGUUAAUAAAUAUGUAAUGUGCCAUAUCUUUAAAGCGGCACUUUUAUAAAUUUAACAUACAUUUUAUACUCCCACAACGAGCGAUAUAUUAAAAUCAAAUAGAUGAAA